Messenger RNA from Apus apus (common swift), 3250 nucleotides. It is a transcript of the gene PIGU, whose product is annotated as phosphatidylinositol glycan anchor biosynthesis class U. The coding region runs from base 354 to 1661 and encodes 435 amino acids. The record is from RefSeq and is a predicted model, not a curated record. Lineage: Eukaryota; Metazoa; Chordata; Aves; Apodiformes; Apodidae. Gene Ontology annotation, biological process: attachment of GPI anchor to protein; protein localization to cell surface. The transcript is spliced from 12 exons. Gene Ontology annotation, cellular component: GPI-anchor transamidase complex; membrane.
GCCCCCCGCACAGACGGGGACGGGAAGCCGGGAGCCGGGCCGGACCGAGGGGGCGGCCGGGCCCCGCCAGGCGCUGGGACAGGCCCCGGCCCGGAGCGCAGCUGCCUGGAGGGGCCGCUGGCGGGGGAGGAGCGGGACCCGCGGCGCCGGCGCGGCGGGUGUUCCCGCCCGAGGAGCGCAGCCCAACCCCUUCGCGAUCUGGCCAAACUGGCCCCACCGCCGCGCCGUAGCUCUCGGCACUGCCGGGAGGCGGCAGCGCGGGGGCUGCUGGGACUUGUAGUCCCGCCGGGCGGGCCGCUGCGUUGGCGCCGUGUUCUGCGGCGCCCGCGGGAACUACAGGCGGCUCCGCGAGGAUGGCGGCUCCCCUGGUGCUGGCGGUGCUGGCGGCCGUGACGGUCCGGGCCGUGCUCUACCGCUCCAGCCUCGCCGCCUUCAUCUCCGAGCGGGUGGAGGUGGCGUCCCCGCUGAACGCCUGGAAGCGAGUGGUCGAAGGAUUGGCUCUGCUGGAUUUAGGGGUCUCACCAUAUUCUGGAGCUGUUUUUCAUGAGACACCCCUGAUAAUCUAUCUCUUUCACUUCCUGAUCGAAUAUGCUGAGUUGGUGUUCAUGAUGACUGAUGUCCUAACUGCAGUUGCCCUUUACUUGGCCAUUCAGGACUUCAACAAAGUUGUGUUUAAAAAGCAAAAGCUCCUGAUAGAACUGGAUAAGUAUGCACCAGAUGUGGCUGAACUCAUCCGGACGCCCAUGGAGAUGCACUACAUCCCUCUCAAGGUAGCACUCUGCUACCUGUUAAACCCCUACACUGUGAUGUCUUGUGUGGCAAAGUCCACCUGUGCCAUCAACAACACUGUCACUGCAUUCUUCAUUUUAGCUACAAUAAAAGGUAGUGCCUUCCUCAGUGCUGUGUUCCUGGCCUUAGCAACGUACCAGUCACUCUACCCUCUCACACUGUUUGCUCCAGCACUCCUUUACCUGCUACAGCGUCAGUUCAUACCAAUAAAACUGAAAAGUAAAAGCUUCUGGCUCUACACAAUGCAGUAUGCAGCCCUGUACCUCUGCAGCCUGGUGGUGAUCAUCUGCCUCUCCUUCUUCCUCCUCAACUCCUGGGAUUUUAUCCCAUCUGUUUACGGGUUUAUCCUUUCUGUUCCGGAUCUGACUCCCAAUAUUGGCCUUUUCUGGUACUUCUUUGCAGAGAUGUUUGAACACUUUAGUCUUUUCUUCAUAUGCGUGUUUCAAAUCAACGUGUUCUUCUACACCAUCCCCUUGGCAAUAAAGCUAAAGGAACACCCCAUGUUCUUCAUGUUUGUCCAGAUUGCAAUCAUCUCUAUCUUCAAGUCCUACCCCACUGUGGGAGAUGUUGCCCUGUACAUGGCCUUCCUGCCAGUCUGGAGCCACCUUUACAGAUUUCUCCGGAACAUCUUCAUCCUGUCCUGUGUGCUCAUUGUCUGCUCCCUCCUGUUCCCAGUCCUGUGGCAUCUCUGGAUUUAUGCAGGAAGUGCCAACUCCAAUUUUUAUUAUGCCAUCACGUUGACCUUCAACAUUGGGCAGAUCCUGCUCAUCUCGGAUUAUUUCUACGCCUUCCUGCGCCGGGAGUUCUACCUCACUCAUGGGCUGCACCUGACGCGGCCGGACGGGACAGAGGCCAUGCUGGUUUUGAAGUAAGCAUGGUGCCCACCAUUCCCUGGGACAUGGACCACUCUGAGGAACAUGCAAAGCUUGGGGUAUGUGGGGCGGGUGGGGAUGGUUCCCUGAAUGAGAUCUGACUUUGGGAAUGAUACCUGCUGCGAGAAAGGGCUCUGAGAUUCUUCUGGGAAUACCCUCCUGAGCUGUGGGCUCAGUGCACAGACACUAAGAGCUACAAGUAGGAGCUGCAGUGCCUCCCCUGGAGCAUCUCCCUUCAUCCCUCAGCUCUGCUUUUCACUGCAAUCUCAGCCAACUACCCUGAGCAGUCCAGCAGGAACCAGAGAAAGUGUCUGAGCUGAAACCAGGGCUGAAUCUGUGGCCCAGAAAUAGCUCAGACCUCAAACUCUUUACCCUCACUGCUUCUUGGGGAUAUUUGCUUCUCCUGGAAAUCUCCCCUUCACUGCUCUGACCAGUCCUGCUCCUGCUUGGCACGAGGCCACCUCUGGGAGCCUGGUGCAUAAGCCCUGGAUGCAGAUGCCAUUUCUUGGUUCUACUGUUGUGGGAACUGGACAAAUCAGAUGUGCUCAGGCACGGUGGGUGCUUGGAAAUAAAUCAUGACCAGGAUGAAUGACCUCUUGGAAGGAGGACCUCUGAAGCUGCUGCCACAGGUAAUAAGUCUUGGAGCUCGAACACUAGUAAGAACUGGAACUGGGGUGAGAGCAGGAGCAGGUGGGUGCUGGGGAACUGCUGUAUCCUGUUGAAGCAACACAGACAUGUCCAUGCUGGGAGCUGCACAGAGGCAUUGCAGGGUCUCAGAAGAAAGGACAUCACUGUGGAGACACAUCCCACUGCUCCUGUUUCUGUAGGGUAACAAAGGCUGGCAGUGCAGGGCUCACACUGUACAGUUGACAUUGGUUGGGCAGCAGCCUGGAUGUGGAAUGAACAAGCUGCCUGCCUGGCUGGGGACUAGGAGGUGUCAGCAUCUCCCCUUGGAGGCCCCAGACCAAAUCCAGAAGGAGCCUUGGCCACUGCUGUGGUGGGGUUGUUGGGCUCCAGGUGUUCCACAGCUGCUCAGCCCUGGGCUGUACACUUCCCUGUGUUACCCUCACAAGUGCAGGGGUGGUCUCUUGUGGCUGUGUGCAGGUUCUGUGGAGGCAGCAGCCCCUGGACCCCCCUGCUCCCCUCUGUGCUCAGUCCUGCUCCCUCCAGAGCUGCUGCCUCUGCUCACCCCAUGAAUGUGACCCACCAGGUGAAGCUGCCAGCCUGGCUGCUGGCUCUGCUGGCUGCCCUGGUGGCAGGGAAGUGGCACCUGCAGUGUGAAAACCACCUCACUGGUGGCUUCCCCACUGAUCCCAAGAAAAAUCCAAAGGGCUGGGAAUGUCACACCACCGAAACCAAACUGGACCUGGCACAGAGUGCCUGGGAGACAGAGGUGCCCAAGCAGUUGUGUAAACAGGUUUUCUUUCUUUCUGGCCAACUACAAGUUCUGCCUUACUGCACUGCUCUUCGUGCUUUGGUGGGGCUGUGGGUCCCAGCCCAGCUCCUGGUGGGGGCACCAGCCAUGGUGGGGGCACCAGGACAGGGCUGCUUGGGGCACGGGAGCACAAAUAAAUUACGAGUUUCAAACA